This is a messenger RNA of Dacryopinax primogenitus, 569 nucleotides long. Its product is annotated as DDE-domain-containing protein. NCBI's taxonomy places the organism in Eukaryota, Fungi, Basidiomycota, Dacrymycetes, Dacrymycetales, Dacrymycetaceae. The record is from RefSeq and is a predicted model, not a curated record. The transcript has a single exon. The coding region runs from base 1 to 417 and encodes 138 amino acids. Gene Ontology annotation, molecular function: DNA binding. Gene Ontology annotation, cellular component: nucleus.
AUGGGUCUGCGCGAGUUUCAUUGGCAUGGUGAAGCUGGAUCAGUGCCUCAAGCAAGUGUCGAAGCAGCCCGAACUCGUAUCCGAAAGAUCACCGAUCAGUAUGAGUUGCAGAAUAUUUUCAACAUGGACGAGGCAGGCCUCUUUGGCAAGAUGCCACCAGACCGAGGCCUUGCCAACUCACCCAUGUCCGGACUGAAGGCUGAGAAGACUCGCCUCACCUAUCCCUUCACCACAAAUGCCAAUGGCACAGAGCGGAUGCCACCAUACAUCCUUGGUCAUGCCCAAAUGCCUCGAUGCCUUCAGAACUGCUCCGGUACCCAGCUUGGUUUUGAUUAUCACUGGAACCAGAAGGCUUGGAUGACCAGCGAGCUGUUCAACGAGUACCUGAAAGACAUCAAUGACUGGGCAAAAGAGUGAGACCGGCACAUCCUCCUCCUUGUUGACAACGCAACAUCACACCGAGUCUAUGACCGCUCACUGGUCACCCAUGUUCGUGUCGAGUUUCUUGAGCCCCAUCACAUCCUUCCUCUCAUGCUAGACGCCCCAAUCCAUCCCCUCCCUCUCCGACC